Messenger RNA from Pundamilia nyererei, 2192 nucleotides. RefSeq names its product protocadherin-10-like. Gene Ontology annotation, molecular function: calcium ion binding. Gene Ontology annotation, biological process: homophilic cell-cell adhesion. Gene Ontology annotation, cellular component: plasma membrane. The record is from RefSeq and is a predicted model, not a curated record. NCBI's taxonomy places the organism in Eukaryota, Metazoa, Chordata, Actinopteri, Cichliformes, Cichlidae. The transcript has 2 exons. Bases 1 to 1857 code for a protein of 618 amino acids.
AUGAAGGGUUACUGGUUUGUUUUUCAUGUGGCCGUAUUGCUGCUUUUUGGGAAGGAGGCUUUUUCUCAGAUACGAUAUACUGUUCCAGAGGAGGUUGCAGAUGGAACUGUAGUUGGAAAUAUUGCGAAAGAUCUGGGCCUUGACAUCAACUCUUUGGCUGAUCGACGUUUUCGUGUUGUGUCUGGAAAUACGGAUGCCUUUUUUGAGGUAAACCAGGACAAUGGGGCUCUCUAUGUUCGCAAGAAAAUCGACAGAGAGGUUCUCUGUCAAGGAAGUGGCGCAUGCUUACUGGAGCUUAAAAUUCUUGUUGAAAACCCACUGGAAAUGCAUUAUGUAGUUGUGGAAAUUACUGAUGUAAAUGAUCAUUCUCCUAAUUUCUCCGAAAGAAAUCAGAGAUUUGAAAUAGCCGAACAUACACUGCCGGGAAGGCGGUUCCAGCUACACACCGCUCGUGAUCCUGAUGCAGGACUUAAUUCCAUUCAUACCUACACCUUAACACCAAACGAUCAUUUUGAAUUAGAUGUCCGCCAAAGUGACGAGGACAAAAUACCAUUUUUAGUCCUAAAAAAGUCGCUGGACAGAGAGCAAAAAUGCAACCAUUCGCUUGUGGUUACAGCAGUUGAUGGGGCUAAACCUCCAAGAUCCGGAACCCUAAAUGUUACCGUUAUUGUUCUAGACAGUAAUGACAAUCGCCCAAUGUUUAGUAAGGAUAUUUAUGAAAUUUCAGUCCCAGAAAACGUUUUGGUUGGCACCAAAAUAUUUAGAAUUAAUGCGACAGAUCCAGAUGAAAACUUAAAUGGAGCAGUUGAAUAUAGCCUUGGAAAAACUCUAAAGAAGAAAGUGUAUGAUAUAUUUGAACUGGACAAGUUAAGUGGGGAAAUUAUAGUAGAGGGAUUGAUUGACUAUGAAGAAAAUGACGUUUACAAACUUGAUAUUGAGGCGUCCGAUAAAGGAACACCCCCACUGACGGGUGAGUGCAGAGUCAUCAUAAAAAUCACUGAUGUUAAUGACAAUCCACCAGAAAUAGAAAUCACAUCACUAUCAAAUUCAGUAUCCGAGGACUCCAAGCCUGGCACAGUUAUUUCUCUACUCAGUGUAACAGAUAGAGAUUCCGGAGUGAACGGAAAUAUUAUUACAAGCAUAAUCUCAGACGUGCCUUUUGAAUUAAAGCCUUCGUAUAAGGAAAAUAUAUAUUCAGUUGUAACCAAGGGACUUUUAGAUCGAGAAAAAGUGUCUUAUUAUGAAAUAACAAUGAAAGCCACGGAUUGUGGUGAGCCUCCACUAUCUACUUUUAAAACCCUUAGCAUUCAAAUAUCAGAUGUAAACGAUAACAUCCCACAAUUCUCGCAGAAUCCACUACAGGUUUACCUGUCAGAAAACAACGUUGCUGGAAAGCCAAUAUUUUCAGUAAGCGCGACGGAUAAAGACUUGAACGACAAUGCAGCCAUUUCAUAUCACGUUGUGAGAGAAGGGAGUAAAAAUGAUAUAUUGUCUUUCCUAAGUGUGAAUUCAGACAAUGGACAAAUCACCGCGCUGAAAAGUUUUGAUUUUGAAACGCUGAAAACUUUCCAGUUCCAAGUUGUUGCCUCAGAUUCUGGAACUCCGUCACUAAGCAACAAUGUCACAGUCAACGUCUUCAUCCUGGAUCAGAACGACAACGCUCCAGUCAUCCUGUAUCCACUCAGCUCCAACGGUUCUGCUCAAGGUGUGGAGGAGAUUCCCCGAAACGUCAACGCAGGACACUUGGACAGAUCAGAACACUUCGCUCAUUCACAGAGACAGACGAGGCUGAGCAUAAACUGCUCAUACUGGUCAAAGACAACGGCAACGUUUCUCUCUCAGCAACAGCUACUGUGAUUGUCAAGCUUGUGGAGCCCAAAGAGGCUUUUGCAGCUUCAGAUGUUAAAAGUGCAGCAAAAGAUGAUGAGGACAGUAAUGUCAUAUUUUACCUCAUGAUAACUUUGGGCGCAGUUUCUGUACUUUUUCUCAUCAGCAUCAUCGUACUGAUUGCAAUGCAGUGCUCCAAAUCCACAGACUAUACUUCUAAAUAUCUGCCAGAGACUAAUUAUGAUGGGACACUGUGUCACAGCAUCCAGUACAGAUCAGGAGAGAAGCGGUACAUGCUCGUUGGACCCAGAAUGAGUAUAGGAUCUACUAUAGUCCCGGGUAGCCACGCAAACACAUUAGCUCUA